AUGGGAUGCGAUAAAAACCAGCCCAGCCUUUUAUAUUCACGCUACACAACGAGUAGCGGAAAGGCGGAGAAAAAUCGCUACUUUUUUCGCCAUCCGCUAUGCAAAGAAAGAUCAGAGAGGAAAUACAAAGCAGUAAUGAAGUUGUUUGAUGGGGAGGGUGGUCCAAUCAAAAAGGAUGGGGCCAGCGAAGAAGUUAGCGGUAAGGGUUGGGAGGACGUGAGAAGGGAAGGGUGGUAA
Histoplasma mississippiense is the source of this 237-nucleotide messenger RNA. RefSeq lists its product with no specific name. The record is from RefSeq and is a predicted model, not a curated record. Bases 1 to 237 code for a protein of 78 amino acids. The transcript has 3 exons. Lineage: Eukaryota; Fungi; Ascomycota; Eurotiomycetes; Onygenales; Ajellomycetaceae.